CUACCACCUCAGUCUCCUCUCGGCUGCCGUGCGGAGCGGACGUCUCGCUGUUCCGUUUUUUAUUUAAACAUUUAAUCUCAGUGAUGUGACAGUUUGAAUGUGGAAUAUGUGAUUAGUGCAUACAAAUCUGAAGUUUGUACAUAUUUGUACGUGUGGUGUGAAUGUGCGAAGUUUUUUUUAACACUAUCUGUGCCCGGAUCGCGUCCGAUACCGUUGCUUCGCGCUUCGGUGAUUCGGUUAAUAACUCGACGGAUCUACAGUGUGUAGUGGCUUUGCUAAGAUUUAAUACCUUGGAACAGGUCACUUACCUUGAUCGGCAUUCGACCUGUCUAUGUGAUAGUACUGUGAUAACAUGAACUAGUGUUGAAAUGUUCAAGUGAAAAUGGAGAGGAAAUUGACACGUGAAGAUUUCAUGAGGAAGAGCUUCAGAGCGCCGAGGACGUCGAGCUCGCAGGAGGCCCAGGAGCCGGCCGUGAACGGCGCCCCGCCACCGUCCCCCGUGUCGCUAGCGAUGCUUGAGCGAACCUCGCAGACCCCAAGAACCCGGUAUGAGGUAACCUCGACCGGCAUAGCCCCCAAACGCAUAGAGAUCAGCCGAGCGCAUCCUAUACAUCUAAAAUCGUUCCAAGCUCCCGAGCCGCCCGAUGAGAGCGCACCAACACCGCCGUCCGAUGACGUACUCCGGAAACUCGAAAGACAGAUAGGUGAAAUGGAACGGGGGUUGGAGCGAGCACAGAAUGGGAACGUCUCGGUAGACGAGAGAGUCAGAUACGCCGAACACGAGAAUCUGUUGCGUACAGGAGUGUCGUCUGUCGGUGGUGGCGGGUAUCUACCAGCCGAUUCAGACACGGAACACGACGCCGCGCCGUUCAACAGAAACGAGACCACGCGGAGUAGUACAGGAGGUGCGACCCCCGUACCACGAACGGCUACUAGGCUCGCUCGAACGAAUUCAGACACGCAACAACAUUCCGUGGCGGCUACGGCUAGACUUAUGAGAAAGCUAGCCGAUGGGGGCACGAAAGACGAGAAGACGAAGGUGAUUUCGAGGAAAGCGAUACAGGCGAGGAUGGAGCGGGUGAAGAAUUCGGUGGUGGGGACGAAGCAUGAGCACCGAGUGCUGGCCGAGCACCGGGCGGACCCUCCGUCUCCGAGGACGCCGACUUCGCCCGUGUCCCCGAGGACUUCGGUUCAGAGCGCAUCGGAGUCGUCGGCGGGUGCGGGCGGCGGCGGUUCCGCCGGCGGCAGCGCGAGGGUCUCCUCGCGCUCGCGGACCUCGGAGGAACCACAUAUUGGAAAGUACAAGCUUCUAAAGACAAUCGGCAAAGGUAACUUUGCGAAGGUAAAGCUCGCUAAGCAUGUGCCCACCGGCAAAGAAGUCGCGAUCAAGAUCAUUGACAAGACACAGCUCAAUCCAGGCUCGCUGCAAAAACUGUUCAGAGAGGUGCGGAUAAUGAAAAUGCUAGACCACCCGAAUAUAGUGAAAUUGUUCCAAGUUAUCGAGACAGAGAAGACGCUUUACCUCGUCAUGGAGUACGCGUCGGGUGGCGAGGUGUUCGACUACCUAGUGCUGCACGGUCGCAUGAAGGAGAAGGAGGCGCGCGCCAAGUUCCGGCAGAUCGUCUCCGCGGUCCAGUACUGCCAUCAGAAACGGAUCAUACACAGGGAUCUUAAGGCCGAAAACCUUUUGCUGGACGGCGAGAUGAACAUAAAGAUCGCCGACUUCGGCUUCUCGAACGAGUUCACGCCAGGCGCGAAGCUCGACACGUUUUGCGGCAGCCCGCCGUACGCGGCGCCUGAGCUCUUCCAAGGCAAGAAAUACGACGGUCCCGAGGUGGACGUGUGGUCGCUGGGCGUGAUCCUGUACACGCUGGUGUCCGGCUCGCUGCCCUUCGACGGCUCCACGCUGCGGGAGCUGCGCGAGAGGGUGCUGCGCGGCAAAUACAGAAUACCGUUCUACAUGUCGACCGAUUGCGAGAACCUUCUGAAGAAGUUUUUGGUACUGAAUCCGGCGAAGCGCGCCUCGCUGGAGAGCAUAAUGCGGGAUAAGUGGAUGAACACCGGCUACGAGGAGGACGAGUUGAGGCCCUACGUGGAGCCGCAGCAGGACUUCAAAGACCACAAGCGGAUAGCGCAAGUUGAGGCGCUAGUGUGUUUGGGGUACAACAGACAAGAGAUUGAAUACUCGCUUGCCGAAGCGAAAUAUGACGACGUGUUCGCCACGUAUCUACUGCUCGGCAGGAAAAGUACUGACCCGGAGUCGGACGGCAGUCGGUCUGGUUCGUCGCUGUCCCUCCGGACAGCCGCGGCCGGCAACCAGCCACAGCAACCGCAACAAACAAACGCUCAUUCAGGCGCGGGCUGCGGCUCGCCGUCGCACCGCGGCGUGCAGCGCUCCAUCUCCGCCUCCGCGCGCCCGCAGCCCUCGCGCCGCGCCUCCUCCGGCGCGGAGGUGCUGCGCACGCAAGUGGGCACCACGACGACUGCGGCGAACAACACCACUUCCACGGCGACCACCACCACGUCAAACUUCAAAAGACAGAACACUAUCGACUCCGCUUCCAUAAAGGAGAACACGGCGCGGAUCGCUCAAAUGCAAGUGAGUAAAAAUGUGCAGAGUGGGUCACGGCCCACAAGCGCGCAGCCUAAAGCGGAGGCGCGCACGCGCACUCUGACGGGCGCGCCGCGGCGCACGCACUACGAGCCGCCGCACCUGGCGCCCAAGCUGUCGCCCCCCGCGGACACGCCCAGCACGGUGGUACAACCGGACAGUAAGAACGGGACCGCGAGCGCGACGAACGGUCCCGGCGGAACCGCCUGCGCAGGCGCCACCGGCGCGACCGCCGCGACCGGCACUGCCGGCGGAAAGACGCACGUGAAAAGCGCAUCGAUAUCCUCCGGGAGCGGUGCGCCGCCGCUCGGCGCGGACUCGGCGCCGCACAACGCGUCCGCAAGGGACUUGGCUCAGCCGCGGCCCAGCAGCGUGACGUGCGGCGUGUCUGCGGGCGGCGGCGCCGGCGCAGGCGGCAGCGCGGCGCGGCGCGACUUCCCCAACCCGCUCGUGUUCCCCAGGAAUGUGCCGUCGCGCUCCACGUUUCACUCAGGUCAGACGCGGCCGCGCGGCGGCGGCGGCGCGUACGGCGACGGCGGGUCGCCGCACCAGGCGCGACCCUCGUUCUUCUCCAAGCUAUCGUCGAGGUUCUCCAAACGGUUGAAUCAGAACCCAUGAAGCGAACGCCGUUGCCAAGACUCGACAACAGCUUACAGAGAAGAUUUAACGUUAAGACAACAUAGGGAUAAUUGUAUUCGACAGUGAUCGCCUGAAUCGGCGGUCCCCAUAAAUACAGUGUACUGAGAAAAAAACUUAAAAUAAAGUGACAAAAGACUCGAAGUCAAUUUUUUUUUUGUCAGUAAACUGUAUAUUCAGACUACACUUUUUUCCAAUUGGUAAUAAUAAUCUGUCCGUUGUUAAGCUAUCAUUUCAUUGGAAUUUAAUGUUUGGAAUUCAUUACAGUAAUAAAACGCGACGGCCUUUCUGUUUACGUGGUAUAGUAAAAUUUUAUAUGAAUGGGAUGUUAGAUUUUUCGACUUGAACGUAGGUCGUUAACAUAAUAUUUUUUAUCGAUAAUCUCUAUUGAUAUUUAUGUAAUAGUAUGUAAUUAUAUCAGGCAGUUUGAUACAUUAUGAAUAGUCUGUUCAUCGAUAUAUUUGAAUUUUCGAUUGUAGUCGAUGUCGAUAAAAUCUCUUCAUCCUUAUUCGAGAUAUUUUUAUAUAUCGCAAUAUAUUAUAAGCGUAGCGUUACUAUAGUAAAUUGAUCGUACAAAAUCUGAAUAAGGUAAAGUACAGAUGGCGAAAUGGUAAUAUUUUUGUUGACAAACACGUAGCAGAGUGCUAGUCCCGUCGCGUCACGCAUUUCAUAUUAGAUGAUAAGACUAUAGAAUGCUAUCAUACGAAUUUUGAACAUUCCAGGGUUCCCGUAUGUAUUUAUCUCUUGUAUUUUUUUUUCUCUUAUACUUCGCAAAAAAAUGCACAAACUCUUUUGUUUUCAGAUCCCAAAAAUUAACGACUGAAAUAUUUUGUAUAUUUGUAUUACAUGACGGUAGUUUGGGAGAUUCUUGUUCGAUUACGUGGACCACUUGUGGAUAUUUCAUGGAAAACUAUCCCGAACAACAUGUUCAAACGUUUCAGUACCUGAAACUGAAUUUAUCAGAGUAGAAAAGAUAUAAUGAAUAUUUUAGUAGAAAAAAUUAAAAACUUUUUUCGAUUCCCUAUAAAAUUACUUUACACAUCAUUCAAAAGUAAAUAAUUUUAAAAUUAAAAAAACAACUGAUCUAACUAAAAAAAAAUCGAAAUCUUUUUUCCAAAAUGGUCCACUUUGAAAUUUUUCAUAUAAUUACGUAUGAAGCGCGAGUGAGAUUCAGUGUGUUAAAAAAUAAUCGUUUAGUAUGUCAAGAGGUCUGCCCAUCCCCUUAGCUUUGGUACAAAUACUCAGUACGUUACCACAUAUGGCCACGGCAGCUAUAUUUAUGAGUAACAUAGUAUAGAAAAAUAUUAACAUAUACCUUUUUGCUAUACUGAUCUAACUUCAUAGGACAGUUAGUGUGAAGUUUGGAAUUUCGGUUUUUUAAAUGAGCAUCUAAAAAAAAAUAUUUUUUAUUAUAUAACUGGCUUUCACUCUGAUUGCGUCAUAUUGGCCUAAAUCUGUUUGAUACUACAAGUUUUUUAUACUGUUAAGGGUUUUGCUAGAAUUUCCAUUUAACAAUAAAUAAAUCUAUCAAUUUAGGAUGAUCAUAUGUCGAAUUAUAAAACUAAUUUUCCAAACUUUAACAAACAGGCAACCAUUAUGAAAAACAGUGCUGCCAAUAGACAUUUCGUCCAUUAUUCUUUCGUCCUCGCAUACUGUGGCGUAUCAAGUUUUUUUUAUAAAUCUAUUUGAAUGUACCGUUCUGUCGUUUUUUUAAUGGGUACACUAGUUUAAUUUGAGAAGCAAACUAUGUGACAAAUACAUUUACAAAAAAUACUAUAGUUACAAAUAAAAAAAUAUUUUUUUACUAUGUAUUUAAUGUAACCAUGAAUAUAUGGAACAUAACCGUUUUUUUAAGGAAAAACAUUAAAACAUAUUUCCAAUAACAAAAAACCUAUUUCGAUAAAAUACUAAUUUCAAUAUACAUAGAAUUCUAUUUUCAUUAACUUUUUCUAAUUCAGUAACGUUAAUACUAUAUUUAAAUCGAUCAUAAAAAAUAUCAUUAAAAACGAUUGAUUAUAAACGAAAGAAUUGUUUUUCAAAAGACUCAGUCACUUGACUCGGACCGAACGGUACAUUUUCAGUCUAUCAUCAAUAUUGUCUUCAAUUAUAAUUUUAUAUUACUAUUAACGUUUAGCUUAAAAUAUUGUACAUAUGUACGUUUGUCGUAUAAGCGUGGAUGUGUCGAUAAAAAAUAUACUGAAUGCGUGUGAUUAAUUAUAUCGUGUAUUAGAUAUCAUUUUCCUAACUUUUCUAUAUUAAUAUUAAUAAUCGUUCGUCUAUAAAACCUUGGAAGGAUCGACAAAUCAUAAAGUUUGACAGUUGUAACGGAUGUCAUUUUCAAAAAUAUAUAUUUGUCGAUAAAUAUAUCGCGGUUCGCUCAUUUUAUUAUGAUUAUUAUUUGUAAUUUGGACGGUAAAUUCAUCUACAUGUGAAAAAUACUUAUUACAGGAAAUUAUUUCCAUAUUAACUGAACAUUAUUAGUAUGAGUCUAUUUUUCAUAAAAAAAAAGAAAGCAUUAUUGGGCCCAAAAACAAAUUAAAUCAAAAUUUAUAUAAACUCAAAGUUUUAUGUAUAACUUCUUUUUGUAUAAAAAGCAUAUAUUUUCAUUUAUUAACUUAUUAUGUUUAUAUUUUUAAGAAUUAUAAUUAUUCAUUCAUAGUCUCAUUUGCAGCAUAUCGGCCUAAAAUCAAAUGGUUUUUGUGCAAUGUAUCAGUCGAAAUGUACCGGAUAUCGUCUUAUUUUCUCCUUCGUUUUCCGUUUAAGAAGAAAGAGAUGACAGUAUAUCGACAAAUUUUUGGACAGAUUUCACAUGCGACUUGUUUAAAGUAUUGUCUCAUUUAAUGUCAUUAAGAAUUAGUUUAUGGAACAAAUUUAUGUUUUCAACGUAGGUGCUGUGGUAGGCGUCCGUUUGGAUUAGUUUCUUUUUUUUGACAUAAUUAUGUUGGAAUUUAUGUCGUAUAUGUAAAUGGUUUGGAGGACACUAUUCGAAAAUUCGUUUGAUUAUUUUUUUUUCUCCUGGAGUAGUCGAAGGCGAAAUCGUCAUUCACAAUAAAAAUAAAUAGGUAUAUUUUUUUCGGACAAAAUGUCAGAAGUUCUAAGCGACAGUUUUAUAGCCAGUGUGUGCUGGCUUUAUAUUAAAUGAGUUAGGAUUUCUGUCGUAUGUCAAACAUGCGUCUAUGUUCUGGGCAUCUUAUGUCCAUUAAAUUUAGACAUUUUUUUGUUUGAUUUAGUUAAUUACACACAUAUAUAAAACAAUAUUUCAUCUUGAAAUUAGUAUACAAUAAAAGAUUUCAAUAUUAUUUUAUCUGGGAAGUCAGACGUUACAACUAUUUUAAAACAUAAUAAAAUUCAUUGUAUUGUUGAAAACUUGACUUAUAAAGGCAAUUUUAGUGGAUGACCGAAUACCCAGUCCUCAAGGACUCGCGGGAACGAAACUUCAUAGGUCAAUGAGUAUAUGUUUCUCAGAACAAUAUUCAAAACAAUUUUCGAACUGUGUCCUAACUGCGUACUAUGACAUGCUAUGCUGAAAAAAAUAUUUUUUCACAUAGUCAAAAGUAUCGACAUGUUUGCAUAGAAAAUAAAUAAAUAAAUGUUAUAUAUAAAUGAACGCACACAAUCUGUGCAUAUAAUAUUUUCUUUUCUUUUUUUUAUUUUCCUGUGAGCAUUUUUUUUUUUACUUUACAUAUUAAGCAAUGUAUCUGUAAUCAUAACUGUGUAAAGGAAAAAUGCAAUACAUUCUAGCUUGGUUAAGUUUAGAUUAAUGUUUUUUUAUGAGAUCAGUGUUUUUAUGUUUGGAAAAAAAUCACAUUUUUUUUUUACUUUUAUUUUCUGCAUUUACAUGAUUUUGUUUAAUUUGUUUGUUUUUUCGUUUUCAAAAGUUAUUCGUUGCUACAAAAUGCAUUUUACAGGUUCUGCGUAUGUUUGUAUUCUAUAUAUGUACGUCUCUGUACUCAUAGUUAUCGGUAUUAUGUCAAGGUAUUGUUGGUUUCUACGAUACGCGAAUGAAUGUGUUGCGCUUCUCCAAAAUAAUCAGUUUUUUUCAAUAACAA
This is a messenger RNA of Manduca sexta (tobacco hornworm), 7296 nucleotides long. RefSeq names its product MAP/microtubule affinity-regulating kinase 3 (gene par-1). Gene Ontology annotation, biological process: microtubule cytoskeleton organization; protein phosphorylation; intracellular signal transduction. Gene Ontology annotation, cellular component: cytoplasm. Bases 383 to 3229 code for a protein of 948 amino acids. The record is from RefSeq and is a predicted model, not a curated record. The transcript is spliced from 20 exons. Gene Ontology annotation, molecular function: ATP binding; protein serine/threonine kinase activity; tau-protein kinase activity. NCBI's taxonomy places the organism in Eukaryota, Metazoa, Arthropoda, Insecta, Lepidoptera, Sphingidae.